AUGCCGGGCAUAGAUCCAAAAAUCAUCUCACAUCAUCUAGCCGUCAAGGCGGAAGCACGCCCAGUGGCUCAACGGAGGAGAAAGAUGUCGGCGGAAAGAGCAGAGGAGGUGGCCAAGCAAACGGCCGGCCUCCUAGAAGCAGGCUUCAUACGGGAAGUGGACUACUCGACAUGGCUCUCGAAUGUGGUAUUGGUGAAAAAACACAAUGGCAGGUGGAGAAUGUGCGUGGACUACUCUGACCUUAACAAAGCAUGCCCCAAAGAUUGCUUCCCCCUCCCCAACAUAGAUGCACUCGUCGACGCCGCGGCGGGAUACCGGUAUUUGAGUUUCAUGGACGCCUACUCCGGUUACAAUCAGAUACCGAUGCACCGUCCUGACGAAGACAAGACGGCGUUCAUAACGCCAGGAGGAACUUUUUGCUAUAAGGUAAUGCCAUUCGGCUUGAAAAAUGCGGGGGCAACAUAUCAAAGGCUGAUGAACAGGAUAUUCCACGACCUCAUAGGGAAAACAGUUGAAGUUUACGUGGACGACAUCCUGGCAAAAACAACACGACCUGACGACCUCUUGAACGACCUGGCAAGUGUAUUUGCGUCCCUCCGUCAACACGGUAUGAGGCUGAACCCCCUCAAGUGCGCCUUCGCCAUGGAAGCCGGCAAGUUCUUGGGAUUUAUGAUAACUCAGAGAGGGGUAGAAGCUAACCCGGAGAAAUGCCAGGCAAUACUCCAGAUGAAGAGCCCGGGUUGCAUCAAGGACGUCCAGAGGUUGGCAGGACGGUUUACCUCAUUAUCCCGAUUUCUCGGAGCUUCGGCGACAAAAGCCCUGCCAUUCUUUAACCUCAUGAAGAAAGGGAUGGCGUUUGAGUGGACACCCGCAUGUGAAGAAGCCUUUCAACACUUCAAGGAAAUCCUGGCGGCACCUCCCGUUCUCGGGAAGCCAAAAGACGGGGAACCACUAUACCUAUACCUCGCUAUAACAGGCGAAGCCCUGGCCGCAGUUCUGGCUAUGGCGGAUUUUUUAGUUGAAGUGACGGGAGACCCAAGCGAAGAGGUGGGUACACGGUGGAAGCUCCAUGUGGAUGGAGCCUCCAACCAGACCUUCGGAGGUGCCGGGAUCAUCCUGGAAAGCCCGAUUGGGGUUGUAUACGAACAGUCGGUCAGAUUCGAGUUUCCCAUCUCAAACAACCAGGCAGAAUAUGAAGCCCUUAUAGGAGGCUUAACCCUAGCGGCAGAAGUCGGCGCAAGAAGACUGGAAAUAUGCAGUGACUCCCAAGUCGUCACUUCCCAAGUAAACGGUAGCUACCAAGCCAAAGACCCCUUGCUUCAGAAGUACCUGGAAAAGGUUAAAAGCUUGAGCCAAAAGUUCGAAGAGGUCACGGUCCACCACGUACCUAGAGAAAGGAACACACGGGCAGACCUCCUAUCAAAGUUGGCCAGCACAAAGCCAGGGGAAGGGAACCGGUCUCUCAUCCAAGGCAUGGCAAGAGAACCAGCAAUCACUUUGCACAUGACAACCCUAGGUCUUUCCUGGCUAGACCCCAUCACCAACUUCCUAGAACACGGCAAACUCCCUAAUGAUGAAAAGGAUGCGGCGAAAUUGAGGAGGGAAGCGGCCAAAUACGCCGUCAUCCAAGGACAGCUGUUCAGGAAGGGACUCAACCAGCCCCUACUGAAGUGCCUACGCCCCGAUCAGACGGACUACGUCCUCAGAGAAGUCCACGAGGGCUGCUGUGGGCACCAUAUCGGAGUGCCAACAGAACGCCAACUUUGCCAAGGCGCCGGCCUCCGAGUUAAGCUUGCUAACGACCUCUCGACCAUUUUCUCAAUGGGGAGUCGACCUCUUAGGCCCUUCCCAGUCGGCCCCGGGCAAGUCAAGUACCUCAUAGUCGCAAUUGACUACUACACCAAAUGGAUAGAAGCCGAACCACUGGCUACCAUAUCCUCGUCCAAUUGCAGGAAAUUCAUGUGGAGGCAGGUGAUAACGCGAUUCGGGAUACCGGAAGUCGUCAUCUCAGACAACGGCACGCAGUUUACUGACAAGAAGUUCACGGAGUUUCUCAACGGCCUGGGUAUAAGGCAAAAGUUCUCUUCGGUAGAACACCCUCAGACAAACGGACAAGUAGAGUCCGCCAAUAAGGUCAUCCUUUCGGGGCUAAAAAAGAGGUUGGACAAUAAAAAGGGCGCUUGGGCCGACGAACUCGCAGCGGUCCUCUGGUCCUACCGAACAACCGAACAAUCCUCCACUAAGGAAACUCCUUUCCGACUAACAUACGGGGUAGACGCAGUAAUACCCGUAGAAAUCGGAGAGCCGAGCCCGCGGUUGCUUUUGAAAGGAGUGGGGGAAGCCAUAGAAAAAGACCUGAUAGAUGAAACCAGGGAAAUGGCCCAUCUGACAGAAACGGCGCUAAAACAAAGAAUGGCCCUGCGCUACAACACCAAAGUGAUCAAGAGGGAAUUGGAGCCAAACGACCUCGUCUUGAGACGAAAUGAUAUCGGCCUACAGACCCCCAGAGAAGGCAAUCUAGCGGCGAACUGGGAAGGCCCCUACAGAAUCAAAAAGGUGAUGGGAAAAGGAGCAUUCAAGUUGGAAAGGCUUGACGGCAAAGAAGUCCCGAGAACAUGGAACGCGGACAACCUAAGAAGAUUCUACUCCUAG
This is a messenger RNA of Arachis duranensis, 2652 nucleotides long. RefSeq lists its product as uncharacterized. The coding region runs from base 1 to 2652 and encodes 883 amino acids. Gene Ontology annotation, biological process: DNA integration. Gene Ontology annotation, molecular function: RNA-DNA hybrid ribonuclease activity; nucleic acid binding. The record is from RefSeq and is a predicted model, not a curated record. Lineage: Eukaryota; Viridiplantae; Streptophyta; Magnoliopsida; Fabales; Fabaceae. The transcript is spliced from 3 exons.